UCCAAGAACUCGUUCGCUGAAGCUUUAUAUGUCCAUGAUUACAAUGCUUCUUUUCAAAUUAUAGUGGUUAUAUGUUCAUUAAGAAUCGUUAUGUUGUGAAAAACUCAAACUUCGUGUCCGUUCGUUUAACAUCAUUAUCCAUCACUGUAACUUUCCUUAAAGUGGAAGUGUCUGAUUCUCAACUUCUAUAUAAGUUUGAAAAAAAGAAUGUUGAUUUACGCUCUGAAACACAUUUUGAUGUUAUUGUAAAGACAUCGUACAAUAAAAAUCUGGUGAGAAUUUUUACAGAAAUAUUGCAAGUUUCACCCAUCCUAUCUUAUGUUACCACUUCGUGUAAGUACUCAACUCCAGGCGUCUUUCCUUUUCCAUUCUGUAACACUGUCUGUUAUCCAAGAAAAAUAUACGUCAUGUUACUAUGAUUCUACGUCAGCCUCCGGUGCUCACAGACUCGCAUUUUUUCAGGUGUAGAAUAUUUUUAUUGCUUACAAUCAACCAUAUUAUCUAGUUUAUUUCCACUUUUUUUUAGCCACGGCUGCAAGUUCUGUUAUCAUGACUUGCAUCUGUAAACAUGAGAUAUGAUUUUUCAUCCUCCUUUGCCGAACAUGAUUCUGUCAAUAAAUCAAGCAGUGUCAAGGCUGUGCAUAGUAUUUGGUUUACUUUCUGUAGAUUGUGGAGGGUGUAGAACUUUGCGUUAUUUGUGGGCCAAAUCCAAGUUUACUAGAAAUUGAGGAGAAGUUUUUGUUCAAUUACUGGAAUCCUGCCAUCGAUAAUGUUAAACAAUGUUUGCUCUCGCAUCCAAGGAAUUUGACCCCUUCAAUGUCAUUGGAUAACGGUGUUCUUGGUUUGGUUUCAAUAAAGAGAAAGACAUAUGGCUCCUAUGAAAGAAGAAUGAGAAGAUUUGUCAUUCAAGGAAAGUAUGGUUUUUCUUUUUCAGAUUUAUUUUAGUGAACACCGACGAACGAAAGUGUUUGUGUAGCGUCUUUCCCGGUGGUGUACAUUCGCUUAAUAAUAAAGCAAACGAAAGUAUGAGGUUGAAAACGUCUUUGACUCAAAGCAAAAGUUGUUAGUCUUGCAAUUAAUUCAGAGCUGUUUGCCUGUUGACGAUUGCAGGCAUACUUUCUACCAUGAUGCGAUAAACUCAAUGUCUUUGUAUGAUUAGUUACGUAUGUCGUUGUACGUCUUGUAAAUUGACGGACAAAAGUUCGCAUUUGAGUCUUUAACCAAUGUGGGUCUUUCAACAAUUACCCAAUUACAUCAGUAAUUUCAUAGUAAGUGGUUUGAACCAGGGAGUAUCGUAACAUGUUUGUGGAUGAAGAUCGUCCAGGUUAAUAGUGUCCUGAGAAGGACUGUUGGUAUUGAUGUAGACUGACGUUUUCUUGAGAUAGCUUCACUUUUUGAUUGCUUGUCCAACAUAGAAUUCAUUGGCAAUGGAGUCAUUCGUAAAGAUCACCUUUGGCUUUUCUCAAUGUUUCCUCAUCAAUGAGUGCAGAGCACAACACUUGAUAAAUAUCUUCAACAUACCCUGGACGAGCAAUGUGCAAAUUAUUCAAAAUUUUAUUUUAUGGUAAUCAUUUCUUAUGGCUUUCAUUAUUAUGGCAUUAAACACAUGAUAUCUGGCAGUAGUCAGACUGUUAACGACAAAAAAACAGCUAACCCUUCACUUUGAUGAUACAAGUAUGAAACUUUCUCACAUUCUUACUAUGCCUAGUAACACAAAAUUUUGAUAUAGGGCCAGCCCAUAUUUUACAUUUAAAACGAGUUCUGCGAAUGUCGUGUUUGAUGACGUCGUCGGUAGUAAAAAAAAAAGUUCAGAGAAAUCUGCAAUUUCCCUGUAUAUUCUUAUACAACAGGCAUAGUAAGAAUGUGAGAAAGUUUCAUACUUGUAUCAUCAAAGUGAAGAAUUUUGUCGUUAACAGUCUGACUACAGUAGGAGAAAUGUAUUAAAUAAUUUUACCAAAAUCCUAAGCAACUUUUACAUUUCUUACAACAGCUUCACCAUUUUUAAUCAGACAUCCACUUUUUUUUCAUCUAAAAUGGCAUGUAUUUAUGAAAUAUACUCUCACACAGAUUCCAGGUAAAAUGUAGAUAUGCAUAUGUAUAAUUUUAACGUACUCACCAUUCUGCGAUCUCUUGUUGUAAGUUCAUUGUCAUCUUUUCGAGGAUAAAUGCUCGGGUAAGCAACGAUUCCGAAUGAGUCGAGGUGCAAAAUUACUUUCUGAUUCAGAAAGCGAGCCGAAUUGCCGAGAAAACGAAUCUUUUGUAAAGUGUUCCGAGCAAACUGCGGAAUUCUUUGUGGGGACCCACUUAUCGCGAGUAGCUUUCACAAAGUUGACCCAUCGCUUUCUCCUACGCUUAGCUUCGCUUCUUUCGUCGUUAAAAAAUGGUAUGCGAUGAAGUGAAAUGCCUUUCUCCGAACUGGCUACGUUAGAACAACCAAAAACUACACAUCGAUCUGGCAUUUUUGUGUUUGUUUACAUGCAUAAACAGUGUAAGUUGUUUUGGUAGUCAGUCUGUGUUCCUUAAAUGACGUCACAAGUAAGUCCCAUGCCACGGAUUAGAGCUCUCGACAUUUUUUACAAAACGUUGAAAUUUAGGUUUUAUUCGCAUCUUUGCCGAAAGAUAACUCAAAAACGAAAAAAGUUAUUCAAAUUCUGUAAACGGCAUUUGUAUUAUUUAUCCAAAAUCUAUUUGAGAAUAAAAAACUAAAAAUAACUGUAUGUGCACUUUAAGACCAGGAGUAGAAUCAUUCCAUGGAUACCAGUUUGCGUUUGUUCGAUUUCCUAAAGAAGAAAUGGCUAAAUCCGCAGUAGACGCGCUUUCAUGUAACCCAAUUGAAAAUGUGAAUUUACAGAUAAGUCUUGGUCAAAUAAGAAAUCGCAACAAGGAUUAUAAGGAACGAUGAAUCAGAAGAUAUGAUGAAAUUUGGUUCCGUGACUUCUGCCCAACAAGUUGUUGAGUCCGAUAACCUUUUGGCAUCAUCAGAGUUGCAGGAUCCAUCAGACAACAGGACUUUGGAAUCUGCAACACCUGCCGAACAAAGUGUUUUGUCAGGUGAAGUAGCAGAGUAAGAAAAGCAAAAGCCAAAUGCACAGUGACUCAAGUGUGUCGCAAAGGCGAAAGAAGUCGCAAACAAGGCCUACCCCUCGUCCUCUAAAAGGAGCUGCACGUUAUCACCAUCACCAACGAUGUCGUCAUUUACAAAAGAGUUCGAUUAUAUCAACAUUACAACGAAGAUGACAAAACCUAUAAAUAAAAUUUUCACUGCUGCGGUUGCACCAAUACAUCAAACUGUUCAUUUAAACAAUGCUUCCAGUUACAACAAAAUCUCGAUGACUAUACCUUCUCUAAAUAGAAAUCAUUCUAAAGUUAUGGUUACAACAAAUCAAAUUAAUCCAUCUGUUCACUUAAACGAUGAGUUUGGACAAAAAGCAAUAUUAAUAAUAGUCAUCGGCUUUUUGGCUAUUCUUGCAAUUACUGGAGUUGUUGUGACAUGGGUUUCAUUUCGUUAAACACCCUUGCAGACCAUGCUAACCAAAGGAUCAAGAUGAAAAGUCUAAAUUGGCCGUGUAUUUAAUUUUGUCGAUAUCUUACUGUUAACUAGAUUUUUUUAUGAAAUUAUAAGAACAAUGCGUAUGAUAAUUACUUUUCGUUCUACAAUCUUUCAAUUUUUACAGAAUGAAAUAUAUUUUAUUUUUGGGUGAGUUAAACCACAGUAGCAUGUGUUAAAAUCAUACUUGCUUUAAACUUACUCAUACUACUAGAUUUUGAGAGCAAUCAGCAAUGUCCUUGCCAAUCGGUGAAAAUAAUCAAUAUAUUGUGGAACACAGUUCUUAAAAAUACUGCUCCAUCACGAUCUUUUCCUAACAAUUUAACGCUUUAUUACACGAAUAUAAAGAUAGUUGGUAUCAUGGCAAACUGGAUCGAAAACCUCAGAAGAUCGUCUCAAAAACAAGAUGGUUUUUUGAUAAACUUUCAAAUGAGGCUAAUGAACUGCUGAUGAAUGAGAUGAUAAUGGAGUGUCACGAUUUUUAAUCAGAAAACAAGGUCUUCAGUAUUUGUUUGGUGGAAGAUUGUUUGAAGAUUUGGAUACAAGAAAGAGUUUAUUGAACAAGGAUUAUCUCUUGGAAAUCCAGUUACAAGCAUAAGUUUGUCAUGAAGUAUAAAGCUGUACAAGGCUAUUGUCACACACACCCCUCUGUAAUGGUUUACGGAUAAAGAAGAUACUGUUAAGAAAUGGAAAAGCAUGUAUUUUGUUCUGAAGAUGAAAAAUUGCUAUUUUUCGAACAUCAAUCGAGAACAAGACCAAAAGGAAUGAUUGAUCUUAGAUAUUCAACUGUUUUCGAGGUUCAAGAAAGUCUUUUUGGAAGAUAGCAGUCCGCUUUGGUGAUACUCAGAUGUUUUAUUUGUGCGCCGACACCUAUGAUGAAGCGAACGACUGGAUGCAAGCCAUCAGAAAGUUUUGCUGCAAAUCUCGGUGGACGGCGACUCAAGUCAUGGCUAGCUCGGACGUUAAACAGUUACGAGGCCUGGAACUGACUAUCAUAGAGGCACACAAUCUACCAGGAAAUAAAUCGUACCAUCCUUAUUGUGUUGUAUCACUGAAUGAAGUUCGAAUAUGUAGAACGCCUGUUAUCGAGGGAGAAAAUCCCUUAUGAAAUGAACAGUUUAUAUUCAACGAUAUUCCUGAGGAUAUUGUCUCUUUUACGGUUGCGAUUUUUUAUCGAAACAAACAAUCCAAAGAUCAUGACAUUGCAACUGUUACGGUCGCUCUACAGAUCUUAACUAAAGGUGAGGUUGUGGAUGACUGGUUUCAACUCAGAGCAUCACAUUCACGAACUGAAGCAGGAACGAUACGAAUUACAGCUAGAUACAUGCAUGAAAUGAUAAUGCCAGUGGAGGAAUAUUUUGGUCUUAAAGAGAUUUUAAUGAAAGAAGACAUGCUUUGUGUGACGUCUUUAAUAGAAGUUUGUAAAGGUAGAGACACGCUUGUAUCAAGAAUACUCAAUGUCUUUCGUCAUCAGGAACAGCAUCACAAUUUACUAAGACGACUCACGGAUAAAGAAAUCCAGAAUCAUGAUAAAGUACCUACCUCGACAAGUCUCAAUUUACACUUUUCGACAACUUUGAGAGCAACCUUUGGCAAAAAAAUCCCAUUAGUUCGUGAAAAGUUGCAUCUUGAAGAGAUUGCUAUGGCUAAUAUUCAAUCAAAACAAGAUGAAACAGACGCAGAUCUUCAAAGUACUUUAAAACAGCUGGAAGAAUCGCAACGGAAAACGUCAGUGGCUAAACAGAUGGCAAAUCAUGAACGUAUGUUGAUGAAAAAAGAAGUGGAUAGCGUUUGUAAUUUACUGAACCAUGUGAGUGAUGAAUUAGCUCAACUAAAAAUGGAUCACACAUCGAAUGUUCAUAUAAUCAAUGAUAUUAAACGCACUUUGAAAGAAAACGACCAACAAUGUUUGAAUUUAGUACAACGAGAGGAAAGAGUGAUAUUACAGGAAAUCGCACAACAACAAAAGGUCAAGCAAUUGCAAGAAAAGAUUGCUGAACAGAGCAGCGAACACGUAAGGUUGUCUGAAGAAAAUCACAACUUAAAGAAAGAAAAUCAAACUAUGGAAAGGGAAUACCAUAGCACACUAACAAAACUUAGGACGGAUAUCAAACAAUGUACAAUUCAAUUGCGUGAAAUAUCUCGUAAAAACAAGACAUUACGUGACGACAUGGAUAAUGUUGGAAAAACAAUGGAAAAGUUGAAAAAACAAAGAAAUAUUGACAAGAAGGCUAUAAUGCGUGGAGCUCAGGAAGCAGAGAAAGUUAAGCAACAUGUCGAUGUAAAUCAGCAAGCAUCUGAUGCUGAAGUUAUAGUGAAUAACAUUCGUGAACAAGUUAAAGAAUUAGAAAUUUCUCACGGUGAACGGCAGCAGCAUGAUGGUAUUGAACGAAAACAAGGAUGGUUUCUUUCUGAAGUUUUGGUGAAGAACAUGCAAAACAAGAAAGUCUGGAGUUUUCCGUGUUUUCAAUGGCUGUCGUUGUUUGAGAGUGAUUGUCAAAUUAAGCGUCAAUUGCAAGCUAACAGUGGCACUUCAAAACCUGUAAAAACUGUAUAUGAAGUCAGUGUAGAGACUGGAGAUGUCCGUGGUGGAGGAACUGAUGCCAAGGUUUACAUGACUCUAUUUGGCGCCAACGAAACAGAGACAAAGAUAAUUUUGAAAGAGGAAAAACUGAUCGCUUCAAGAUAAAGUCGACAAAUCUUGGAAAGUUAAGGAAAAUGAUUGUAGAACAUGACAACACAGGAUUUGGUCCUGGAUGGUAUCUAAAUAAAAUAAGGAUAACUGAGUUAGUUAAUGGAUAUGUCACUUAUUUUCUUUGUAAUCAAUGGUUGGAUAAAGAUGAAGGCGAUGGACAAAUACGUCGACAAUUGAUUGCAACUAAGAAGUCAACAGAUACAAGAAAAAAUUUGUACUUACACUGGAAACGUGCGGGGGUCUGGGACUGAUGCCAAUGUAACUAUUACUAUUUUUGGUACUAA
This is a messenger RNA of Xenia sp. Carnegie-2017, 6526 nucleotides long. RefSeq names its product structural maintenance of chromosomes protein 4-like. The transcript has 45 exons. The record is from RefSeq and is a predicted model, not a curated record. Lineage: Eukaryota; Metazoa; Cnidaria; Anthozoa; Malacalcyonacea; Xeniidae. The coding region runs from base 4872 to 6236 and encodes 454 amino acids. Gene Ontology annotation, molecular function: protein binding.